GACAAUAAAAACCUUACCAGUGAGUAGAGCUGUCCUUCAGUCAAAAUCUUUCUGUAAUUUUCCUGAUGAAUGUGAAAGUAGCCUCCAGUGCUGUGGAAAACCAUUAAUUUUCACCUAUCAAAUCGAAACCAAAAUGUCCAACAACGCAGCACAUCGACACCGGUACAAAAAUGUCGGCCUCGAUUCGACAGAGAUGCGCCGGCGCCGAGAGGAGGAAGGAAUUCAGCUGCGCAAGCAGAAACGCGAACAGCAACUCAUCAAACGUCGCAACGUAAAUGUUGCCGAAGAACUGGACCAGGAUGCGAUUUUAACUGACGAAGCCCAAUCCGCGGAUCAGCCUGCGUUAAUCAAGCCGGAAACCAUUCAGGCGCUAUAUAGUGCAAGCGUGGAGGAACAACUGGCGGCGACACAGAAAUUUCGCAAACUGUUAUCGAAGGAGCCGAAUCCACCGAUUGAUCUGGUUAUUCAGCAUAAUAUCGUGCCACGGUUCGUAGAAUUUCUGGCCAACACGACCAACUCGACCCUACAGUUUGAAGCCGCCUGGGCUUUAACCAACAUCGCGUCCGGCACCUCAGAGCAAACCAGCGUGGUGAUAGCGGCUGGGGCGGUUCCAAUUUUUAUCAAACUACUAGAGAGUCCCCACAUUGACGUACAGGAGCAGGCCGUUUGGGCACUUGGCAAUAUUGCCGGUGAUUCACCGGAAUGCCGAAACUUUGUGUUAGAUGCUGGUGUACUUGAACCGUUGCUACACGUCCUGAGCACUUCGACCCGGCUAAAUCUGACGCGAAAUGCAGUUUGGGCCCUAUCAAACUUAUGCCGCGGCAAGAAUCCUCCGCCGGACUUUUCCAAGGUGGAAAAAGGUCUUCCGAUUCUGGCUCGGCUUAUGUUCCAUAACGACGUGGAAGUUUUGGGCGACGCGGUUUGGGCUGUGAGCUAUCUAUCCGACGGACCGAACGAUAACAUUCAGGCAGUCAUAGAUGCUGGCUGCUGCCGGAGGCUGGUCGAACUGCUAUUGCACAGCAACAAUAAUGUCGUUUCGGCUGCCCUGCGAGCGGUCGGUAACAUCGUAACGGGCAACGACACCCAGACGCAGCUAAUCCUCAACUGUAAUGCCUUACCGUGCAUCCUGCAGCUGCUGAGUUCACCGAAGGAAACGAUCCGGAAGGAGGCUUGUUGGACCAUUUCGAAUAUCGCAGCCGGCAACCGGCAGCAAAUACAGGCAGUUAUCGAUGCUACUAUUUUCCCCAGCAUUAUUGAUCUGCUAUCGAAGGCUGACUUCAAAACUCGAAAAGAGGCAGCAUGGGCGAUUACAAAUGCUACCAGCGGGGGCACCGUGGAUCAGAUCAAGUAUUUGGUCCAAUCCGGAUGCAUACCACCGAUGUGUGAGCUGUUGACUGUGAUGGACCCGAAGAUCGUGACGGUAGCUCUGAAUGGCCUCGAGAAUAUACUCAAAGCGGGCAAUCAACACAAAGUCAAACCGAAUCCGUACGCAAUGCAAAUUGAGGAAUGCUAUGGUCUGGACAAAAUUGAAUUCUUGCAGUCACAUCAGAACAAAGAAAUCUACGAAAAGGUAUUCAACAUCAUUCAGACCUACUUCAGCAAUGACGAGGAGGACGUUGCUGUGGCACCAUCCGCCGAGAACAACCAGUUUCAGUUCAAUGCCGAUCAAUCUGUGCCAAUGGACGGUUAUCAGUUCUAAGCUGAAGUCAAUCUAAUUGAUACACGACACGUAAACGUGCAGAACCGACAAGAAACCAAAAAUCCAAACCCACAUGACUUGCACAUGACCGACUGACUACCCGACAGACGGCUUUCGAAAUGACGUAACAAACACCCCGUACCGGGAUAGGCUAACCAUCACUGAACCGAAUAGGGCAGCAGAUACGUAGAACAUAGACCAUAGAUAAAAACUAUUGUGACGAAAGUUUUAGACAACCCACGCCAUUUUUUUUAAGUUGACGAAGCACGAAAAAGGAAGAAAGCAGAAGUUACACCGAGCUGGCUCUAGCUUCUAACCUAGAGCCAAAUGAUGGCCUUUUAUUGACCACCUGUUUGUGACGAGACAACACCCUCAAAGAAAAUUUCAGAACUAUAAAGGAAAACCUUAUAUUUCAAUCUAUUAAGAAGAUAUACUGUUUAACAGCAGAGUAAAGGAUUUUUGUACCCUCUCCAUCCGUUCCGCAAUCUGAGCCCUAUACAAAACACGCUAUGUGUAGUUUAUGUAUAGCGGAAAACAGGAAUGUAGAUCGCGUAACCGCAACCAACAUGAAAUAAAAGAACAUGAUAUUUCUGACUAACAACAACAAACGACAUGUGAUUAGUGUUUACUAGUGCUAUGGAACGAGUUGGAAUGACGCAACGUAGCCAUGAUAAAAGUAACAAAACGGACACA
Molecule: messenger RNA, 2392 nt
Organism: Topomyia yanbarensis
Lineage: Eukaryota; Metazoa; Arthropoda; Insecta; Diptera; Culicidae
Gene: Kap-alpha1
Product: importin subunit alpha-6
Exons: 8
Coding region: 134-1699 (521 amino acids)
Biological process (GO): NLS-bearing protein import into nucleus
Cellular component (GO): cytoplasm; nucleus; nucleoplasm
Molecular function (GO): nuclear import signal receptor activity; protein binding
Source: RefSeq, a predicted model, not a curated record